UCCCACUUCCCUCAGCAGACAUCGUCCAGCAGCAGAGGCGAACACAUCUCACUCUCACUCUCUCUCUUACUCACUCACACACUCAUAACUCUUCCUGCAGCUGCAACAACACAACAACACAGACACACAACACAGACACAAAGAGAGAGGCGACGACAUCGACAAGAUCCCAACAGGAGACGCUUUGUUUUUUUUGAACACCAUCUACUACAAACCUGCAUCUCUUCCCGGGAUUCUAACUGCUGCUACCGAGCGACGGACACGUUUACCCGGCUUCACUUAAAAACAACAAGAAGAACAACAAAAAGCUCCAGUCGUGCCACGAUGUCCGAGGUGCUGCCAUACAACGAGGGCAAAAUGAGCGGCUACGGCGCGGACAGCGAGGUCAGCCAGAUGUCCUUUAGCUGUGGACUGCAGGACACGAGCGCCUUCUUCGCUGCGUCGCAGGCGAAAAGACCCCCGAAGCUGGGACAGAUCGGCCGAGCUAAGCGAGUGGUCAUCGAGGACGACCGAAUAGACGAGGUCCUGAAGGGGAUGACGGACAAGUCUUCACCUGGCGUUUAAGCGUGAACAAUGCCUGCGCUGACUUUUUUAAUUUCAGUCACCGAUUUGAAGCACUUGUCGGCUGUGCAUGUUCGAGGAAUUUGCAGGAAAAAGACGACGGCACGAAGCGAGGACGGGAUGAUGAAAUGAGAAUGGUGUUACAGGACGGGGAAAAAAGGGGAGAGAGAUAGAAUAAAGAGGGGGAAGAUAAAUAAGAGAAGAAAUAUAUAUAUAUGUAUAUAUAUAGAGAGAGUGAGCGAGAAAGAGAGGGAGGAAGAAUGAAGGAAAAAAGGGAAGAUUCUGGAAAAAGACCAAGAUUUGUCAUGGGAUUGCUGGCAAUUCUUCAAACGAAUCCCGAUUUGAACUCCACUGCUGCGCAGCAGGACGUUGAGAUGGCGGACGCUUUGCUCUGUCUCUCAACCCCUGCUGAUUUUAAUGAUGGAUGAACUUGUCAUUACUUCACGACCAUCUCUUCUCUUUUCCUUUCCAAAACUGCGCUGUAAGAAACAAAAAUACUGCAACGGGAGGCUGACGCGAAAUCCCAGCCCUGUUACAAUAACAUGUACAGUAUAUAGGCUAAAGCUCCUCAGACUCCCUCACCCUUUCCUCUCUACCCCCCCCCCCCC
This is a messenger RNA of Solea solea (common sole), 1169 nucleotides long. It is a transcript of the gene camk2n1a, whose product is annotated as calcium/calmodulin-dependent protein kinase II inhibitor 1a. The record is from RefSeq and is a predicted model, not a curated record. Gene Ontology annotation, biological process: negative regulation of protein kinase activity. Lineage: Eukaryota; Metazoa; Chordata; Actinopteri; Pleuronectiformes; Soleidae. The coding region runs from base 325 to 564 and encodes 79 amino acids. The transcript is spliced from 2 exons. Gene Ontology annotation, molecular function: protein kinase binding; calcium-dependent protein kinase inhibitor activity.